UCUGAAAGGCAAAUGGAAACAGACCCUAAUCUUGAAUUCGAAGGUGUCGAGUACAGCGAUGUUUAUUAUGCGGAGCUUAAGAGGCAGAUUUUGCUUUUGACCGCCGAUGACGACGACGAAGUGUAUGUUACAAGCCAUUCCAGGUUGGUUGAUAUUCAAAGGAAACAGGACUCGAACAGCUUAACCAACAGCUUUCCUACAACAUUGCAGCCAGGAAGCUACUUCUACUGGUGGGAGAGGCAGAAAACUGAAUUGGUACCAACUUGGCUUGAGAACGUAUGGAGAUCUAAUGGCAAUGGAACUGGGGUAUUCAUCCCUCAAAUUGUGAAAUCUAGAAGAUACAGGCGUGGUAGAGUGAAUAACGUGAGGAGACGAUCACACAAGCCAGUGGAUUAUUGCAGAUAGCUAAACUUGAUUCUUCCCGAUCAUGCUAUUGAUAGGGGGUUUUAGGUUACAAUAUUACGCCUGCAAAAGAAUCAACAGCUGUAACAGUACCAACAAAAAGAGAUGUGCUUUAACAACAUGUAUGCAAAUCGAUAGAAAUAUUUUAACAAUGAUGUCACAAGAAUUCUAAACAUCA
Populus euphratica (Euphrates poplar) is the source of this 580-nucleotide messenger RNA. RefSeq lists its product as uncharacterized. The transcript is spliced from 2 exons. The coding region runs from base 13 to 405 and encodes 130 amino acids. The record is from RefSeq and is a predicted model, not a curated record. Lineage: Eukaryota; Viridiplantae; Streptophyta; Magnoliopsida; Malpighiales; Salicaceae.